UUUGUAAAAACUGAUUAGUGAUAAAGUGAAAUAUUUCACAGCGGUUUAAAGUGUGACAAGCAGAUGCAAAGAUGUCUGUCGCUGGCUUGAAGAAGCAGUUUUAUAAAGCGAGUCAGAUGGUGAGUGAGAAGGUAGGAGGAGCAGAAGGCACCAAGUUGGAUGAAGACUUCAAGGACCUGGAGAGGAAAGCUGACAUCACCAGUAAAGCCAUCGUCGAUGUGCUCACCCGGACCUCGGAGUAUCUGCAGCCCAACCCAGCUUCCCGGGCAAAGCUUUCCAUGCUGAACACCGUGUCGAAGAUCCGAGGCCAGGUGAAGAGUACUGGGUAUCCACAGGCAGAGGGAGUGCUCGCGGACUGCAUGGUUAAAUACGGCCGCGAGAUGGGAGAGGACACUAACUUUGGUGGCGCUCUUGUUGAGGUGGGUGAAUCGAUGAGGAGGAUGGCUGAAGUGAAGGACUCCUUGGAUAUUGAUGUUAAGCAGAAUUUUAUCGACCCUUUCCAAACCAUCGUAGACAAGGACCUCAGGGACAUCCAGCAACAACUUAAGAAGCUGGAAGGCCGCCGGUUAGAUUACGACUACAAGAAGAAGCGGCAGGGGAAGAUUCCAGACGAGGAGCUCCGCCUGUCUUUAGAGAAGUUCCACGAAUCCAAAGAGGCUGCAGAGAUUAGCAUGCACAACCUGUUAGAAACUGAUGUGGAACAGGUGAGUCAGAUCUCUGCCCUGGUGGAGUCUCAGCUGCAGUAUCACAGACAGGCAGUGCAGGUACUGGAGGAGCUCACUGACAGAAUGAAGGACAGAUUGGACAACGCCCAGUCUCAGCCACGUCGGAAAAGAAUGCCCAAACCAAUGCCCAGUUUAGAUUUAGAUGAGCCAUCCAACGGGGGCUAUAGUUCAACACCUGAGCCCCCGCCCUACACCUCGGCAGGCCCUGUUUUACCCUCCCGUACAUCUGUACGCCAGAAACGGCAAUCGACGGACCAGCCGAGCUGUAAGGCCCUGUACGACUUUGAGCCCGAAAACGACGGUGAGCUGGCAUUCCGUGAGGGUGAUAUCAUCACGCUGACCGGCCAGAUCGACGAGAACUGGUACGAGGGCUCGCUGCACGGCCAGGCAGGUUUCUUCCCGUGCAACUACGUGGAGGUGAUGGUGCCGCUGUCUCGCUGAAACCAGAGAUGUAGGGGGGCUGUAUUAACGAUAGGGGUGCGAUGAUGAUGAUGAGAUGGAAAGGACCGGACAGGAAACGUAGGCCAGGGAACACGAUCAGACCAUGGAAGACGGCUGUUCUUUUUUUUCUGCAUCUUUCCAGCAGGUCUCUUCAGUGAAGGCCAUUGGAGGAGGUUAUUUUGAUUAUUAAGUCACUUUGUUUAAAACAUCAUAUUUACUUUAGUGGCCAAAGAUUUAUUUUCUUUACUUUCCUUUAAUAUCUAUAUUUUUAAUUAUUAUUAUUAUUAUUUUUUAUUCUUGUCAUGCUUCGUUUUAUUUUGUCUGUGCCCAUGCUUGACAGUAUGGGUCAACUGGACUCCGUUUUUGCAUGUACUGUCUGCCCCCUAGUGGCUGUAACUUGUAGUGUAGUAAUUUGCUGUAGGUAGGAUUAGGCAAUUUAUCAUAUAUAUAAAUUAAUGUUUCUCAUUAAUCUGAACUGAUUUCUGCUCUUAGUACAGAAUUAUUGUCUUUAUAGUUUAUAUUUUAUUCCUACCUGACCUUCACCAACUCCUCUUUUAAUAAGUGUUGCUAAUUUGUCCUUACACUUUAGUAUUCCAGUAAUGUUUUGCCUAAAAAUUAACAGUAAUCUGUGCCUCA
Molecule: messenger RNA, 1802 nt
Organism: Trichomycterus rosablanca
Lineage: Eukaryota; Metazoa; Chordata; Actinopteri; Siluriformes; Trichomycteridae
Gene: sh3gl1a
Product: SH3-domain GRB2-like 1a
Exons: 10
Coding region: 72-1166 (364 amino acids)
Biological process (GO): synaptic vesicle uncoating
Cellular component (GO): presynapse; glutamatergic synapse; cytoplasm
Molecular function (GO): protein binding
Source: RefSeq, a predicted model, not a curated record